GUUUACUCUCGAGUCUCGAGCCUUGCUUUCUCUGUCUCUCUCGCUCGAUCGGUUUGUAUAAGCUUUGAUUCGUUGUUUCUUGUGUGUUGUGGGGAGCUAUAUCGCGAUGGCGGGAGAUGAAGGAGCUGAGAUUUACGAGGAAAGAGAAGAAUCCAUGGAUGUGGUGGAUAAGGUAGCUGCAAUGAAAACUGAAGGGAAAGAAGAUGAGAACGUGUUGCAUUUUCUAGAUUCGUUGGAUGGGUAUCUGACUCUUAUGGAUUCCUUGAAUUCUAAGCUUCGAGAGGGAUGGUUUGAUCUAGCUAGUGCUCGACACUCUAUGGGAACUUUACGUAUCAACAGCACUCUCUUAGACCUCAAGUAUCAUCCCGCUGCUUCAACAUUGCAAGUCACAGACCAAGAGGUUGAAUCUUUGGGAUCAGUACCACGUUUUGCUUUGUCCAAGUGGGCUUCCAAGGGUGGUAGCGGGAAAGGCGAAGACUUCUCUACUUCUGAUACAGAUUCGGAGAUAGGCUCACCUCUCAGCCAACAGCUACGACAUCGAGGAGUUUCUGAAGAGAAACCAUCAGCCGAGGAUGAAACCAUUUUAGCAGCUGAUGAAGAGAUCAAGAAAGAACGAGCUAAAUCUCUGUCGGUAUUUGGAGGCUUAGUCUCCCCUAAGCUACGCGGCGCUCAACUAUCGUUUGAGACAGCUCUUGAAACUAUUGUGGAAAUAGCCAACAUGCGUGCAUCUAUGCUAUCUGCCUUUGAGCGGAUCACAGAAAAGUGAAGUUCCUAAGUAACACCUGAUCCUGAAAUAUGCUUGGGGGAUUCAGCGGAUGCAGAAUGGAGCCAAUCUCAAAGACAAAGUUACAUUGAUAAUGGGGGAAUUUGGUGAUGCGAAUUGCAAAUCAUAUAUAUCUUGUAGUCAGAGAGCUAGAAUGUGCCAAGGCAUUAGCUCAGAUUUUCAUAUUUGUAGCUAUCCCCUUUGUGUAAAAACUGUAUUUGCUUCGAUAUAAUUAAAUGGUACCAAUUUCUUAUGGACAUUUUUGAGCU
This is a messenger RNA of Capsella rubella, 1032 nucleotides long. RefSeq names its product coiled-coil domain-containing protein 115. Bases 107 to 766 code for a protein of 219 amino acids. The record is from RefSeq and is a predicted model, not a curated record. Gene Ontology annotation, biological process: vacuolar proton-transporting V-type ATPase complex assembly. Gene Ontology annotation, cellular component: extrinsic component of endoplasmic reticulum membrane. Lineage: Eukaryota; Viridiplantae; Streptophyta; Magnoliopsida; Brassicales; Brassicaceae. The transcript has 6 exons.